AUACAUUUUGAUGCACGAUGGAUUCCAAUGAAUGGACAAUGCGGCAAGCCUACACCAUAUAUGCUUAUCCUAAUCACCGGCUGACUUUACCCGAUGACGGUCCAGUGAAUCUUGCACUCAAUCAGCGCAAUUUAUUCAAGUCUGGUUUGUGACGUUGUAGCUCGAACAGAACGAUUCAAUUAUGUGCGUUGUGACCGUGAAUUUCCACAGACGUGCAUGAUUCGUAUGUCAUUUUCAUUCAUUCGCAAGAGACAGAUUGAAUAUUCAAGAAGUCGAUUGUCUUGUAGCAUCUAGUAUGUAUAUAUAGUGCAGCUAUCGAUAGGAGGGCGCUGUAAUGACUACCCAAAAUUGCUCGGUGACAAUAACCAGGCAGCCCAAAACUUCAUGUUUGAACCGGUUCCUAGGAUCGGACCUUUUAUGCCUAUGAUUGUGUUGUUUGUUGGUGUUCCCCUUGUUUGGACCCUGGACUCAGAUCACGGUGCUCGGGCUCGUCCGUCGCUCUGGUGGUCAAACUUCCCAACGAUGGAAGCUCCGUUCUGUCGACGCACAUUAAAUUUACGCCAGUACUUUGGGUACCGAGUUUGCUUGCGAUUUGUAGACCAGUUUCCGUUAGGCAAUCUCUUGCCCGUGACUGUCGGUCGCAUCAUUGACCAUUUUUCGAUGUUCACUGGCGAACAAUACCUUGGAAUAGCGCACGAGCAUGCCGUCCAAUUCGCUUCGGUGGGAUUCCUAGGCGUUAUUUUUUCUCGACUCAUCUUGCCUGUCCCUUUCGCAAUUGAUCAUCACGCUCACGCGCCGCUGCUCGGCGGUCCAUGUGUUUUCAAUUUGACGAUAUUCAACAUUCUCAGACGCAGACACUCGAUGCUCAACGUCAUUUUGUGCAGUAUCAUUCGCGCUCUCCUGAUGCUGUUGUUGCACAAGAUCCAGAGCUUCCAAAUAUCCGAACGUUCGAAGAGAAGCGAGAAAUCGAUCAUCCCCGACUCCUAGGAGGCCUUUGUUUUGAUUUUGAUGAUAUGUUUUCUCCCUGUCAUUUUCGUGGUGAGGUGUAUACCCCAUGAACUUUAUUCGGCAUCGGAUGUUUCAUUUUUUGAAUUAUCGCCACAUUUGUCCUCGAGAACGCUGAACAUUUGUCGUUCACGACGUUA
Suillus plorans is the source of this 1145-nucleotide messenger RNA. RefSeq lists its product as uncharacterized. The coding region runs from base 385 to 987 and encodes 200 amino acids. The transcript is spliced from 2 exons. NCBI's taxonomy places the organism in Eukaryota, Fungi, Basidiomycota, Agaricomycetes, Boletales, Suillaceae. The record is from RefSeq and is a predicted model, not a curated record.